GGAAGUCUUCCUCCAUUAAAUGUCACCAACGAUGUUCCUGCACGAACUCCUGCAGACUGCGCCAAGAAAUGCUUCGAAUCCAGAGGAUGUUCUCUUGCUGGUUUCAUUGGUAGCCCAUCCGGGAACAUUUCACGAGGCGUUUGCCUCUUGACCUCUGAUGGAAGUGUAUGUGGAAACAACGCCGAUUAUGUUCCACAACAUGCUGCCCUGAAUCCCUUCGUCAUUUCAUGCAUUAAAUGCAGCUCGUGUACGUAUAAUAUUCAAAAUGUGACACCGGAUCGGGUUCUGCCAGACUUUAAUCACGUCGAAAGUGUUUCUUCAAUAGGCGAAUGCGCUCGAGCUUGUUAUGCAAGGCGGUGUACCAUGGCACAAUACAACAGUCAACAGCACACUUGCAUGACCACCAAUGAACCGCAGGACUCAAAAUGUGCUCUCGAAACCGCAGUGGUGACCGAAGGUGUCCUGCCGGUCACACUUGAAUGCGUCAGUUGUACGCUAUAA
Messenger RNA from Cooperia oncophora, 501 nucleotides. The record is from the annotation of a GenBank genome assembly. Lineage: Eukaryota; Metazoa; Nematoda; Chromadorea; Rhabditida; Trichostrongylidae.